CUUGUUACAAGAGAGUUUUGUUCGAAAAAAACAACAAGUCUGGGAACACUGUUAAAAACGAGCUACCUGCAAAAAAGAUGUCAAAAACCUGGGAAACAGCAACUUUAUGGAGAAUAACAUAUUUGAGAUUUUGCGUCUAAGCCUUCAUGGUGUGCACCAACAAAAGGCUGGAUUUAAAAGAAAAUGUGCAGAAAUUCACCAAAUUGUUAGAGUUUGCGUCUCGUAGCUUCAAGCGAAGACCUUAUUAAAUUUAUUAUAAAUUUGGGAGCCGCUUGUUUGAACAACUAGUUGGGAAUGUGACAACGACCCGAGGAUCUGAAUUCGCUAUAAAGCAAGGUCACCUGUGGACGUCCUGCCUCUUCUCGAUCCUUUGGUUGCUGCUUCUAGAUUCAAUGCCUUUUAGCUGCAGAUCUUAUGGAUCCCAAGACUCGUGAAUCUAGAACGAAUUUCCGAGUUGGCUGUAAAAAAUGCGGGUUUACUGGACAUCUGACAUUUCAGUGUCGGAACUACCUUCGUGGAGGCGUAUCAGGAGACGUUGUCUUAGAUGUUAGUAGCACUAGUUCUCAGUCUGAUGAAAGCGAAAUCAUUGCAGCAGCAUUAGAACUGCGACGAGCAGCACUGGAAAAAGAGGCUGCAAAAAAGAAAGUGAAAAAGUCUAAAGAGAAGAAGAAAAAACGAGUCUCUAAAAAACGAAAGCAUUCAGAGACAGAAUCCUCAGACGAUGAUGAUAUGGAAGAAGAGAAGGCAGUAACUACUAGCAGCAGUCGAUCGGCUUCCUAUUCCUCUACUUCAGACCGCCAACAUCAUCACCACCAUCGCCAUCAUCAUCAUAGAAAAAAGCAUAAGGUGAAGAAGUCGCAUAAACACUCGAAAAGAAAGCAUAAACAUCAUAAAAGCACUGAUGAAUGAAUAAAGGGAAGACUUUGUACGCCUGCUUCUUACUGUAUACUGGUGUUGUUAUUGAUCUUGAUCUGUAUUGUAUUUUCUUGUAUUUUUGUAUAGACACUUUGUGAUGCAAUAAAUUCUUUUAUUAUUGUAUUUCUCUGUAUCAUACAAUAGGGUUCCGAUUAAAUAUAUAUACAUAUUUUUUGUCUAAA
This is a messenger RNA of Trichobilharzia regenti, 1097 nucleotides long. The record is from the annotation of a GenBank genome assembly. NCBI's taxonomy places the organism in Eukaryota, Metazoa, Platyhelminthes, Trematoda, Strigeidida, Schistosomatidae.